AUGGUAAAAGAGGAAAAGCAAGCGGUGAGGCGCGGCCACUGUCACCUUGAAACCAAGAACCAUCGAGGGCCUCUCUCCUCCCCGCCCGCCCCGCCGGAUGCGGGAUGGGGACCCCACACAAUAGGGGAGGCUGUGCCUGCGUCACCAGCUGGCGCCACGCCAGUGACAGCCCGGGAGAGUAGCACUUCUAAGGCUCGGAAGUUCCUGCGUUUGCGUCCAGCAAGUCACUCCCCCGGGGUGUCAGUGCACCGGGGACCGUGGGGCCCGGGCUGGGCUAAUACCACCGCUCGGACGGCUUUUCCGGCCGGAGUGGGGAGGACGGCGCGGCCGGGGCGCCUGCGACGCGGUGCCUGCCGCCUGCGCUGUACGCUCUCACCCCGGGAGACAGGCCGGGAGCGCCCCGCGGCGCUGAUGGAGCCGGCGCAGGGCUGUGUGACCUUUGAGGAUGUGACCAUUUACUUCUCCCAAGAGGAGUGGGGACUCCUCGAUGAGGCUCAGAGACUUCUGUACUGCGAUGUGAUGCUGGAGAACUUUGCACUUAUAGCCUCUCUGGGACUUACAUCUUUCAGGUCUCGUGUAGUUGCCCAGUUGGAGAUGGGGGCAAAACCCUGGGUGCCUGACCAAGUGGACAUGACUUCAGCCAUGGCAAGAGGGGCAUAUAAUAGGUCUGGCUGUGAUUUUUGCUAUGGACUGGAAAGUGAGGGAUCAUGUUCUCAGCAUAAUGUUUCUGUGGAAGGAAUGUCACAGGACAGGAAUCCCAAAGUGGUUCUGCCCACCCAGAAAGAUUGCCCCUGUGGCAUGUGUGGCCUACCCUUGAAAGACAUCUUGCCCCAGGCUGAACACCAGGCAACACAUCCCAGGCAAAAACCAUAUGUGUGUGGGGUACAUGGGAGAGAGUUUGAGGUCAAUGCAAAUCUGCCCCAGAAACAGGUGGAGCAGAAUGUGGUCAAGCCUGUCGGAAGGGAUGAGGGAAGGGCCUCACCUGUGAAGAACUGCAGAGACAACUCACCCAAUAAACCUUUCACAUUCAGGGAGGGUGGGAAGGACUUCAUGGGUGCAAAGCCUAGAUCCGGCUUUCUCCAGCACCAGAUCGCUCAUAGUGUGAAGGAGCCUCACCAGAGCACCAAAGGUGUGAAUUUUCACAACAAAUGUGGUGAGUUUGGGAACACUUUCAGUGACAAACCCAUGUUUGUUCAGCUCCAGAGAAUCCAACCUGGAGAAAGGCCCUAUGAGUGCAGCAGAUGCGGGAUAUUCUUCAGCCAUGCUGCUGGCCUUUCUCAACACCAGAGAGAUCACAAUAGAGGAAAACCUUACGAGUGCUGUGAAUGUGGGAAGUUCUUUAGCCAACACUCCAGUCUCAUUAAACAUCAGAGAGUUCACACUGGUGAAAGCCCACAUGUGUGCAGUGAGUGUGGAAAAUUCUUUAGCAGAAGCUCCAAUCUCAUUCAACAUAAGAGAGUUCACACGGGGGAAAAGCCUUAUGAGUGCAGUGAAUGUGGAAAGUUCUUCAGCCAACGCUCCAACCUCAUCCAUCAUAAGAGGAUUCAUACUGGUAAAAGUGCUCAUGAGUGCCAUGAAUGUGGGAAAUCCUUCAACUGCAAUUCCAGCCUAAUUAAACACUGGAGAGUUCACACUGGUGAAAGACCUUAUAAGUGCAAUGAGUGUGGCAAAUUCUUUAGCCACAUCGCCAGUCUCAUUCAACAUCAGAUUGUUCACACUGGUGAACGGCCUUUUGGGUGCAGUGAGUGUGGAAAAGCCUUCAGUCGAAGCUCUGACCUAAUGAAACAUCAGAGAGUCCACACUGGUGAGCGCCCUUAUGAGUGCAGUGAAUGUGGGAAAUUGUUUAGCCAAAGCUCCAGUCUCAAGAGCCAUCAGAGACUUCACACUGGUGAACGGCCUUAUCAGUGCCCUGAAUGUGGGAAAUUCUUUAACCAAAGCUCCAGCCUUAGUAACCAUCGGAGACUUCACACUGGUGAGAGACCUUAUGAGUGCCUUGAAUGUGGGAAAACUUUCAGACAAAGGUCUAAUCUGAGGCAGCACCAGAAAGUUCACAAACCAGAUAGGCCAUAUAAAUGCAGUGAAUGUGGAAAAGCCUUCAGCCAAAGGCCUACCCUCAUCCGACAUCAGAAAAUUCACACUAGAGAAAGGAGUGCAGAGAGUGUUCUCCCUCUUUCAAUACAAGGACAUACACUAGAGAUAAGCUCUGAGACUAGUGUUUAUGAGGGAGCUAUCAGUCAGAAGUUGAACCAUAUUCAUCCAAAUAUCCACACUGGUGAGAUACAUUAUGGAUGCUAGAUAUGAUGGAAGCUUUCUGGAACAAAGUUGCAUUUUUUGACCAUGGACUCCACCAGAGUUGUGUCAUUGCUAGUGUUUGUGGCAAAAGCCAUCUCAGCUGUACCUACUGGCAGGUUUCCAGUGUCAGCCACUCCCUGUGCUCAGAGAAAGCAGAACCCUGUUCUCUUUCCAGGAGGGAACUGUGAGUAGCCUAAGGCCAAAGGAAGAUGUCAUUCUCUCCUAUGACUGGUCUAGCUGUGGACAUGACCCAUCUUUGCCCACGAAGAACUGAGCUUGGUUCUGCUAACAGCCUUCAGAGGAUUUCCCUUUUUCUAGGAUGUUGAUCUUAUGAUGGUUUUAUCCAGCCUCCACAUUACCCAUUUCAUCAACUACUUACUUUACAUUGCUCUGGUUUGGGGAUAAGGGCCUUACUGAUAAAGCCACCUUUUAUCUUCUGGGUUCUGAUCACUGUGUUCUGUGGGUAGAGAACAGAAUUAAGGUCUACCAAACUAAAGGGGUCUCCAAAUUUAUUGCCUCUGAGGGAAUGGGAGGAUGGCAGAGAAAGCUCCCAGUCCAGAUUUGGCCUCAUUUGCAUUGUUACACAAGGACUCCUGGGAAGCUUGUAGGCCUUUGUGACCCUAAUGUGUGAAUGGCAUGAGUUUUUGUAGACCAGAGAUUGCCCUGAGGAAGGGGCAAUGGUGAAAACCUCCAGUGCAUAUGGGAGCACUGUGUACUGGGCCCUUGUUUUCAGAGGUUGCUUCAUAUUCCCUAGCACUGUUGAGCAGACACUGUUUACCUGGCACCUGCAAAGGAGACAUAUUCCUUGCAGUCUAACAUCUAGUACACAGGUGUUUCUAACUGUAAGACUUACUGGGCCCAGUUGGGAUUAUGAUUUGUACAGAAAUAGUGGGGAUGAUAAUAGGGAGUAGGUGAGACUGAAGAAAGUAAGGAGUGUGCCUGUUCUAAAGGUACAUCCACAAGUGUGCCCUUGAAUGUGACUCUGCAGGAUUCAGGCCUUGCAGAAAUUCUCUGCACCUCCCAACCUCUCCUAUGCCUAAGGUCACUGGCAGAGCAAAUAAUCUGGAUUUUCUGCAGUCUCUCUGCACUAUUCGUUAUCAAAGCCAUUGCUACAUUGGUAAGAAAAUGGGAUGUGAGAGAAGG
Manis pentadactyla (Chinese pangolin) is the source of this 3435-nucleotide messenger RNA. It is a transcript of the gene ZNF792, whose product is annotated as zinc finger protein 792. The record is from RefSeq and is a predicted model, not a curated record. Bases 1 to 2295 code for a protein of 764 amino acids. The transcript has 5 exons. Gene Ontology annotation, biological process: regulation of DNA-templated transcription. NCBI's taxonomy places the organism in Eukaryota, Metazoa, Chordata, Mammalia, Pholidota, Manidae.